Molecule: messenger RNA, 5333 nt
Organism: Misgurnus anguillicaudatus (oriental weatherfish)
Lineage: Eukaryota; Metazoa; Chordata; Actinopteri; Cypriniformes; Cobitidae
Source: RefSeq, a predicted model, not a curated record
GCAGCGUCAUGUUGUCAGGAGACCCCUCGGUGCUGUGAAUGGAUUGAACCAGUGGUCAACGGCAGCGAGCACGCUCGCGCUAUCUGUCACGCGACAUGAGGAGUCAGGACUGAUAAAUAUUUGGUGCUGGUUGUUGGGAACCAGUUUGACCAAAUUAAGAGGACGAGCUGGAUUCGGUUUGUCAGUCCUUUUCUAUAAAGUCGUCGCAGAAGUGCUGAAGAAAUUUUUGUCGAAAUAAACGCGAGGAUUACAUUGCCCUGAAGACGCGGACCGGAGAAGCUGGAUAUUUUGUCUACGUUAUCGUAUUUUCUGAUAUUAUAGGAAUGGUGUAGGUCGAAGAGGCCUUGUAUAUGAGUGACAUGAAACAUCUCACUGCCUGAGGUACACCUUGAGGGGUGUGAUUCCUCAUACAAAAUGAUGAUGCAUAAGCAAUCAGCCCGUACCUCUCCGGGCAGCGUUUGUUCUUUACGUGGAGGAGCCGUUCCUGGAUCCCCAGCGGUCACUAUUGUGGCCAAAAUGGACAAUCAAGUGAUCGAGUAUAAAGAUCUAGCGGCUAUUCCUAAAGACAAAGCUAUUUUAGACAUAGAGAGACCUGACCUGAUGAUGUACCAGCCACACUUCAGUUAUUUACUAAUGGAUCAUUCAGAGAGGUCAUUGUCUCCUCGCUCUAUUUCUCCCCCUCUCUCUCCAGAGGACAGUCUAUUGAAGGACGCACAGGAUUGGUCAGAGCACAAAUCAUCCGGCAGCUCGUCUCCAGCAUCAACGCAGCAGCAGCUGAGCAAAAGCAUCACCAUCAGCACAAAAGCUUUACACCAGCAGCAGCACUUUCACAGGCCAGAUAAUGGAACCAAUAUUUAUAAGAAGCGACCUAUAUAUAAACAAGAUGUUUCAGCAGCUGUUCCACAAAGUAAACACAUGGAGGACUUAAUCAUCGAGUCAUCCAAGUUUCCCGCCGCCCAGCCCCCUGACCCCAACCAGCCCUCUAAGAUAGAGACAGACUACUGGCCCUGCCCACCCUCACUGGCUGUUGUUGAGACGGAACGGAGAAAGAAAACAGCAGCUGAGGCAGAGGAAGAUGAGGAAGAUGAUACCUAUGAUGACAGCGAUCGGUCAGAUGACAUGUGGAGACUCAGACAAAUACAGAAACAAGAACUCAACAAGAUUCAGUCUAAUCUAGGAAAACUGAUACUAAAAGAGGAGAUUGAGAGAGCAGUCCCUGUCCAAAGGAAAACGCGGUCACUGCCAGACAGGACUCUAGGUACGCACUGUUAUUUAUUGUGCUCCAAAUCCCCAUCAUUUCCUUCCUACACUAAGACUGGCAUUACGAGGCUACAGUCUGCAGAGUUCUCAUCUUUAAAUAGUGAUAAAGGGAAUCAAAAUUUUCAGAAUGGAGAAGCUCAGAGCAGACGGAUUGAUCGAGGGAAUUCACUCCCCAGUAUGCUGGAACAAAAGGUUUAUCCAUAUGAGAUGCUUAUCGUGACCCACAAAGGCAGAAAUAAACUCCCACCUGGUGUAGACAGAACAAGACUGGAGAGACACCUGUCACCUGACGAAUUCAGGAUUGUCUUCGGGAUGUCCAUAGAGGAAUUUGACCGUCUGUCACUUUGGAAGCGAAACGACCUGAAGAGGAAAGUUUCUCUCUUCUAACAGUCGGAAAAAAUGUUAAAAACACUGUCACAUCUGCACUUACGUACAAAAACGUUGCAACAGAAGUUACAGCAGAAAACAAAGGAAUGAUGAAGAUCGUGAUAUGAGGAUGUGAAUUAGGAGCCAGCAAAAAAUCUUUUAUCCUUACCUUUGAUAGCAGCUAUCAAUUAGUUCUCAAACAAUCAUAUCUUAAUCUUUGUUACCCCUUUAUCUGUCCCAGCUAUAAGUCGGGACAUCAGCAGGGUUACCAUGUUUGCACUGAAGUUCUCUUCUGUGUGUGCUUAGUAAAGCUAAAAUAAUAAUAUAUAUACAAAUGCUGCCAGUAGAUAUGAGUUGCGCCAGUAACUUGGAAUUUGUGAACUAAUUCAGUUCGCUACAAAAUCACUGCCACACCUUAAAGUCAUCAAGUGCUAUGCAAAGUUUGGGGACUUAAAAUCUUAAGAUGCAUAUAUAUAUAUAUAUAUAUAACACCAAUAUUACUAAUGCAGAUACCAGCGGUACAAUAUGGCAACAAUUACCAUGGCAACAGCUGAUGAUACCGAGUGAGAGUUUGCUGUUUCAAAGAAAGCUACUGUAUAUUAGUAAGAGUUAACUGAAUGUUAGAUAUGACACACAUGAAAGCUGCAUGGCAAAUGUUUUACCUGCUUUUACUCCAUUAAUGAUUGAUUUGUGAAUAGUGGGUGUGAUUGAUACUUCUCUAUACAGAAUGCUCUAUACAUUCUCUACAGUCGAACCCUUAAUCCUUUUGUUUUCUCUCCCGUUCUCCCAUUUAGCUGCUAUGGCCUUUUUAAAGCACCUUUACCGAUUUGGUUCUUUCCUCUUUUCUGGUGGAGAUUCGUACAGUGUUCCUGUUUUAUAGGAUAAGGAUAUACAGGGAUUUCAGAUGUUAGGGCUUGAUGGUUGCUGCUUACUUGAUGGUUUUGUUUUAAAUCGAUUCAAUAGAUUAAUUUUCUGAUCUAUAGUGAUGAACGCUGAGGGAAGUUUAUAAACUUUUCUUAAAGGGAUAGCUCAGCCAAAAACUAAAAUUCUGUCAUAAUUCGAUAACCCUCAUGUUGUUUCAGUUUCAUAUGAGGUUUGUCAGUGAAAGUGAAUGAUUAGGGGCUUUCAAGCUCUAAAAAAUGUACAAAAUAACAAAAGGGGUUUGGGGCGCAGGGUUUGAUGCUUCGAGGUCAAAUAAAAAUGCAUAAAACAUUUUUACUGUUUUUCUCAACAGUUUCUUACUGUAUAAGUUGUUUACAGUUUCUUACUGUAGAUUUGUUGUUUCCACAGUAUUAUUAAUGUUUUUUCAACAAUUUUUUUACUGCAUAAACGUUGUACAGUAGGCUACUGUAGUUUUCCAAUGCAUUAUGGGAAAUAUUACUCUGAAUACAGUAUUACCAACCAACUGCAAAACACAAUGACAAACGUCCAUUUAUAUCUUAAAUGCUUUAUUUUUUGUGAGAUAUUUGGUUUAAUGUAUGUUUUCACAUCAGAUGCUCGGUGUUCCUUUAACAUAAAUCACGUGACCUUUUCUGAGGCUUUAACGGAAUCACGCUAGCCAAUUCAAUAGACAUACCAUCAGUUUCUUAAUAUUGUUGCCUCUGGGCUCUAUUUUUAAGAUUAGUUUAGGUGAGAAUAUAUAUGAAGAGUUUCGUUGCAAAACGAGAUAACUACUGUUUUUUUAAUUGUUCAAAAAUCUCGUUUUUUGGUUGUGCAUUCCAAUACAUUACAAUUCAACUGCAGUUGGUUUGUUUUGAUUUAAACCUUCAUAACUUAAAAAAUACAGCUAAGUAGCACCAUAAAACAAAAUAAUAACAUGAUAACAUAAUAAUAAACAUGUUUUGACAAAAAUGUAAAAAGAUGGAUUUAUCUCGUUUUGCAACGAAACUCUUCACAUGUAUAAUCUUCAAAUUGCAGUCGAUUACUUAAGAAAGCGCCUAUAUGAAUUUGAUUAAACAAAUGCGGACAGUUCAGUACCCUAUUGUACACUGUUUAUGCUGUAAAAAACUGUUGAAAAACAUUAAUUAUACUGUGGAAACAACAAAUCUACAGUAAGAAACUGUAAACAGCGUAUAUAGUAAGAAACCGUUGAGAAAAAACAGUAAAAAAAAACUGUGAAACAACAAAAAUUAUUUGUAAACUUCUUUAAUGCUCAAUGCUUACAAUUCCAAGGUAGUUAAAAUAUUAUUUCAGUUUUGCUGGCUCCUUCUCAACGUAAUGGCAAAAUCAGAAGGAAAUACGGAUGUAGACAUGGGUCUUCAACAGGGGGUCCAGGGGUCCUUAACCCCUUCAGGCACUGCAUCCACUGGAAUGGACAUCACAUGUUUUAGAGUUCAAACCAAUAUAAAUGCUGUUCAACCAAUCAAAAUAAGGCACACUGAUUAAACACCUGAAAAAUCGGGUCUGAAUGGGUUAAAAUAUAUAGUUUGAAGUAUGUUUUUAUUAAAUUUGGCAUCUAACAAAAUGCAUUAAUAGGCUAAUAAUAAAAAUAAAACUUUGUUAAAAUUAAGGUUCCCAUGUUAAGAUCUAUACAGUAAAUUUAAAGUGUUAUGUGACUGUGUACCGAAAAGGAUUAUUUAAAUAUCAUUGUAAUGUAACCAUCAUAACAAUGUAUGUAAAUCCAGUCUUAAGUUGAUACAUAUACUGGAGUCCCUGCUUCUCAUCUCGGUCCAUUAGGGGUCCGUGGCCUGAAAAGGUUGAAGACCUUUGAUGUAAAGGGGUUGGGGGGCUCAGAUUCUCGUAUAUGUACGUGAGGGGGCAAAGGAUGAAACUGAUUUAAAAGGUGAACAGGUUGUAUAGACUACUGUUAUAUUACUUCAGGAUGCUUGUUUGUCAUCUUUGGAGGUUGACAGCCCCUGGUCACCAUUCACUUUCAUUGUGGAAAACAGCAUGAACACUGAAACUAAUAUCUCCAUGUAUGUUUAGUUGAAGAAAUAAAAAUCACAGGUUUGGAAUAAUGUGAUGAUUUUUAAGAUUAGUAAUAAGUCUUUAAUCUGCUUUAAUUACUCUGAUGACGAAGUGAAAUGCUCAGAUAGAGUGCAUGCUUUGUACCUAGAGUUUGUAACUUGUAUAUGAAAACGGAAAGAAAAUUUAAUAAGAGCAAAUAUUGACGUUCCACAUUCAACUUUAUAGAGGCGAUGCUUAUGGCUAUUCUAAAAAAGAGAGAUGGUCAUUAACAUAAUGCUGUUGUUUUAAUAAGUGUUGUUUUAAUGUUGUUUUAAGGUGACAGCAUCGACCAUUUUGACCACAAUAUGACAUUAUAGUUCUUUAUUCAAGCAUUUAUUUUGCUGUUCUGUUGUAAGAAGCACAAACAAAUUAAUGCUUAUCAGUUCUCAAAAAUUCUACUUAUCAGUCUUAAUGUUCUUUAAUGGCAGCUUUGAAUUGUGUUUUUAUGAUAUGAUGAUAUUUGUGGCAUUAGAGGUCAUGGCACGUAACUUCCUUGAAUAUGUUUUUAUUUGGAAUAUUUUUCAUAAGGCACUCGUGAACCGAUCUUAAAGUACUUGAUUCACCAAUACACACUUAAAGGACAUACUUUGUUUAACCAUAUAAUAUAACGUAUGCACAUGCAUGUUUUCAUGCUAUAUGUAGAAAUGUUCCAAAUAUUAACACACAUACAGUAUUCAUUUCUCAUUCAUGAAUAAUGCUUUUUUCUUUUCCUUUUUUUAUGUGAAAGUGUGAUGAUUGAAAAUAAAACUGAGUUUACUAAA